UUUGUGCGUGAAUCUUCAAUCUUGUCGGAGCAUAUCUUCCGAGAAAAAAAGGUCGGACUGCUCCUGAUUGGACAACAACCUCCAUUACUAUCGGAAGUAAUUUGCAUUGUCCCAACCUCGGUUAAACUAAACGAAACAUUGGACACAUAAAGGAGACUUCGUGAUCGUGUCCGUGAAAAGUUCACCCUUGUUAACGAGCAAAAAUAUGCGAUGAGACUGAUCCAAAAAGUUUUCUUGACUGUAUCGUUCAAGUUUGAUCACAGUAUUUCGCACAGUGUCUUAUUGUCUAUAUAAGGAGUGAACAUAACCAAAGAGUGUUGAUAGCCAACAUCGUGUACUGAUGUCAACACUGAAGAUAAAGGCUUGUUAAUAUGGCUUUAACCUGUCAGAGAUCAUUAAAAUAUUUGGAGUCAAUGUUCAAUGGUUCAGUGCCUCUUAGAAUGCAAUUACUCAAAGAUGUGUAGGAUAUGUUUGAUGUGAACUGCUAUGAAAGGCAAGGAUUGUUUUUAUCCUGAUCUAGCGAUGGACUAAGUUCACGCUUACUGCUUGAACCAGGAGACAUUAUAUUAUGAAUUCAAAAGUAGUACUGUCUAGACUUGGAUCUUGGCACAUGGCGUGAACUAAGUUUUAUGUAGACAGGAAGAAAGUUGAUUUGGAGAUUUGAGAAUGCAGGUGGAACAGAAGUCAAGAGAAGCGGUAAUCAAUGAAGGUCCCCACAUCCGAAAACUCAAACAUGGACAAUAAAUUGAAGUUUUCGGAUCGCUUAAAGGCUUUACUGAAAACAGAGGCUCAUCAAGAUGUUGAUCCGUAUAUUUUCAGUGAACCAGAGCCAUUCAAUACAUCAGGGAGGAAUGUUACAAUAGUUUCACCUAACAAUCCUAAAGUGAUGCAAAGUUGUAAAAAUAUUAAGCCUAAAGGGAAAUGUAUGAAGCAAAGGAUAAGGAUAACACCCGUAGCAGAUGGGGAUUACAAAGCUGUACAAGAUCAUACUGUAGAAUUAGAUGCUGACAGUGGUGUAGGUGGUGGUGAAAACAUAGAUUAUAAAAGUACAAAAGCAAUUAAGCAGAAAGAAUGUCACAUUGAAAACUUACAAAGAUUGAAAUGUAGGAGACAAAGUCGGGACCAUACUCUAUUGUAUUAUCCUAAAGCUGGGGAUGAAAUAUCCGAUAGUGACUCCAGCGGAGACGAGAUGACGGUUUAUCAACGGUAUUGGUUCUCUGGCGAAACUAGUACAGCAUUAAACCGUUCUGCACGACUAUCUCAAUUACGAUCUCAGCUGAGACGACGAUUAAUUCAGUUACAUAGAGGUGGGACAGAUUCGGAAGCGUUGCUGCGUGACAAAGCCAGAUGUCUACUGGAAGCUGCUUAUAAAGAUCCUACAUCUACUGCAAGAGCUUUGACCGAUUCUCCGAGUACGAGCAAAGUUGGUGAUGGACCGCUUUUAGUUGGCGGACUUUGUGGAGCCGACGGAUGUCAUCAGAUAUCUUUGCCCUGUACCCGUUAUUGUUCUCGUCACAUUAUGUUGAAUGGAGAUCAACUUUUAUUCGAACAUUGCACUGCCAAGUUUAGUGAUAACACACAAUGUUGUAUUCCUGUGUUUGAUGUUGCACACGAAUUACCCCUGUGUCCAGAGCAUGCAAGGAAAAGAGAUAACUACCAUCGUAAAGCUCAAGAAUCUAAACCAAAGAAAGCUCGUAAAAAGCCAGCCUCUCCAACAAUACCCAGGCCUAAACCGAAAUCCAGGCCGAAAAAGCGAAAACGGCCUCCCUCGACUAAGCUCGAGACAAAGGGCUCCACCUUGGUGCACGAGGAGAACCAAUACUUGAAUCAAAUAAAUUCUAGUGAAAAUCAAACAAAAACUUUGAACAAUUUGAAUUCAGUAGCUCAAGGAAGUUCGCACUCUUCUAAUUUAAACUUAGGAUUAGGACUCGGUCUUGGAGGAGGGCUUAAGGUAGAUCUAGGAGAUCACGAAGUGUUUCCAUCUCUGGAUGCGGCGGAGCAUGACUUUGGCAAUGUGCUCAACAACUUACCUGCUGACGCUUUUAAUGACUUAUUCAUUGAGAGCAGAAACGGAGAAUAUGAACCGUCAAGGGAAGAAGAAGAAGAAUUAGAACGGGCACUGGAGGCGGUAGAUAAGGAUGUACGAAAUUUGGAAAGGAUGGGGCAAACACAUGGACUUUUAGAACCAGCAUUGUUGGCUCAACUUAUGUCAGACAUUGCUUCGUAGCCCCGUCUGUUUUAAUAAUAUAAUAAUUUGAAAAUGAGUUCGCGUGUGU
Messenger RNA from Dufourea novaeangliae, 2276 nucleotides. RefSeq names its product INO80 complex subunit D. The record is from RefSeq and is a predicted model, not a curated record. The coding region runs from base 704 to 2227 and encodes 507 amino acids. The transcript is spliced from 3 exons. NCBI's taxonomy places the organism in Eukaryota, Metazoa, Arthropoda, Insecta, Hymenoptera, Halictidae. Gene Ontology annotation, cellular component: nucleus.